Molecule: messenger RNA, 123 nt
Organism: Racocetra persica
Lineage: Eukaryota; Fungi; Glomeromycota; Glomeromycetes; Diversisporales; Gigasporaceae
Source: the annotation of a GenBank genome assembly
ACACAAGUCCAACCUUGUACACGAUGUGACAAACUGCCAACAAAAGUAACCAUAUCAGCAGAUUUUUAUACAGCCCCCAAAAUUAAGGGUAUCGGCCAACCAGUUGGGGUGGAAUUAGACUGA